Molecule: messenger RNA, 531 nt
Organism: Cariama cristata (Red-legged seriema)
Lineage: Eukaryota; Metazoa; Chordata; Aves; Cariamiformes; Cariamidae
Gene: MAD2L1BP
Product: MAD2L1 binding protein
Exons: 1
Biological process (GO): regulation of exit from mitosis
Cellular component (GO): nucleus
Source: RefSeq, a predicted model, not a curated record
GAUGGAGAUAUGAUUAAGAAGCCACCCUCCAGGGACCUGGCAAGCAAGAAGUGCCAGCAGGUGCUGAUGGAGCUGGAAGGAGUGCUCCAGCACUUGGAAGUAAUGUUUAGUUUGACGUUGGUUCCUCGGGUUCUUAUUCUACUUGGAGGCAAUGUCAUGAGCCCCAAGGAGCUCUAUGAGCUCAACUUGGAGGGUAUCUGUGAGGGCAGUGCUGAGGAGAGCCUGAAAACUGCAUCCUGUGUUCGCAAGCUCUUUCACUCGCUCUUUGUUGCGGAUGUCUUCAGUGAACUUAAGGCUCUCCCUGUCAUGGGCACUGUUGUUAUGGUCCAAGGACACCGUGAUUGUGGUGUUGAUUGGUUCCGGCCCAAGCUCAACUAUAGAGUGCCGUCCCGAGGGAGGAAACUAACUAUUAACUUGUCCUGUGAUGGAGACAUCAACAUAAGUGCCUCGCCUCCUCAGUAUAUGACUCCUACUUGGGAGGACUACGUCUGGUUUCAAGCACCAGUGACACUCAAAGGCUUACAUGAAUGA